Molecule: messenger RNA, 10716 nt
Organism: Rhopalosiphum maidis (corn leaf aphid)
Lineage: Eukaryota; Metazoa; Arthropoda; Insecta; Hemiptera; Aphididae
Product: dynein heavy chain 3, axonemal-like
Exons: 49
Coding region: 16-10392 (3458 amino acids)
Biological process (GO): microtubule-based movement
Cellular component (GO): dynein complex
Molecular function (GO): minus-end-directed microtubule motor activity; dynein intermediate chain binding; dynein light intermediate chain binding
Source: RefSeq, a predicted model, not a curated record
UUAAAAAAUAUAAUUAUGAGUUUGAAGAACAGAAUUCUUGAAUAUUUUAUGAAUUUAACACAACAAAAUAUUUCUGGAAUAAAUAGUGCAUUUGAGGUAAUGUCUGCUAAGUCCUCGGAAAUGCCGGAUACCACUGAAGAUUUAGUUGAACUAAGUAAUUAUAUAACACUAUGUCGAGAAUCCACUUUAUCAAAAAUGAAAGCUCAACUGAGAACUGUCGGAGAUUACAUAAUGUUUCUUUUUGAAUAUACGGAAUUUAACAUUGAUGAUAUACAUUUGCAAUCGCGAGUAUUUCGAUGGCCUCAAGAGAUUGAACAGUUUUUAGAUUUAGCUACAAGUAGAGUUAUUCAAAAGAAAGGAGUAGUCGAAGGCCAGUUGAAAUCUAAAAAAACAGAAUUUGAAAUUGAUCUUAAAAAUCAUUUCAAAUUGUUGGAAAAUUUAAAAAAAAAAGACCCACCAAUAUUAACUAAUGACGAAAUAAUAGCAGCCACCGAAGAAGUUGAACGUCUUACCAAUUUCCUUAAAGAGGAUAUUGCUGCUGCAAACAGCAUAAAUCACACUGAAAAACUUUUGGAUGUAGAGGUUACACCAUAUACUCAACUUCAUUCAAUGGUUGCGGCUAGUGAGCAAUUUGACCAUUUGUGGCACAUUGUUCAUGAUUUUCAGAAUUACUAUGAAAUAUGGUUUAAUGGGCCAUUUCAUGAACUAAAUGCUAAGGAAAUAAAAGAAAUGGUGGAUGAUAUGUGGAAAAACCUUUAUAAAUUAGCUAGAACUCUUCAAGACUAUCCUGGAUCAAAAAGAGUAGCAGAAAUUGUACGUGGUAAAGUAGAUAAUUUUAAAAAGUAUUUGCCCGUGUUGGAAACAAUUUGUAAUCCAGGUAUUCACGAUAGACAUUGGACAGAGAUUAGCAAAAGCGUUGGUGUAGACUUACAUCCUAAUGAUUCAUCAACUUUAUCUCAAAUGAUUGAAAUUGGUUUAUUGAAUUAUAUUGAAAAACUUGAAGAAAUUAGUGUUAUUGCAUCUAGAGAAUAUUCUCUUGAACAAAAUCUUCGAAAAAUGAAAGAAGAAUGGUUAACUAUUGAGUUUGAAUGUAACCCAUAUCGAGAUAGCGGUGUUAGUAUAUUAACGGCGUUAGAUGACAUUCAAGUUAUGUUAGAUGAUCAUAUACUGAAAGCUCAAACGAUGCAUGGAUCAGUUUAUAUAAAACCUUUUGAAGAAGAAAUGGAUACAUGGGAAAAAAAAUUAAUUUUGAUGCAAGAAAUUUUAGAUUUAUGGAUUUCUGUGCAAGGGAUUUGGAUGUAUUUAGGUCCAAUAUUUAGUUCAGAAGAUAUAAAUCGCCAGAUGCCCGAAGAAGCUAGAAACUUUAGAGCUGUAGAUGCAAUUUGGCGUCAAAUUAUGAUUAAUACUGUUAAAAAUCGUAAAGUUCUCGAAGCUACAAAUUAUCCAAAUAUGUUACAGUUGCUAAAAAAGUGCAGUGUUAUGUUUGAACAGAUACAGAAAGGCUUGAACGAGUAUUUGGAAAAAAAACGUCUUUUUUUUCCACGAUUUUUCUUUUUAUCAAACGACGAACUUCUUGAAAUCUUGUCUGAAACUAAAGACCCACUACGGGUACAACCACAUCUUAAAAAAUGUUUCGAAGGCAUAGAUAAAUUAAACUUUACAAAAAGCAUAGAAAUUGUGGGAAUGAUAUCAGCUGACGGCGAAGUAGUAGCCUUUAAUGGAAUAAUUUAUCCUGCUGACGCUAAGGGUUUGGUGGAAAAAUGGUUAAUUCAGGUUGAAAUUUUAAUGAUGCAGUCAAUAAGUGAAAUUAUUAACAAUGCAGUAAAAGAAUACGCAAAUAUUAAACGUAACGAAUGGGUACUUAAGUGGCCGGGCAUGGUAGUUCUAUGUGCUGCAACUAUAAAUUGGACUGCUGAAGUAGAAACCGCUGUAGAAAAAAAAUUGCUUCCUGCCUAUAUACAGAAAAUUAAUAAGCAAAUAGAAAAUUUAGUGAAUUUAGUGUGUGGCGUAUUAAGUAAAGGUGAAAGAGCGACGGUAUGUGCUUUGAUAGUUAUAGACGUUCACGCUCGCGAUGUUGUUAAAAAUCUUACAACACUUGAAAUAAGUAAUACUCGAGAUUUCAAUUGGAUUAGUCAACUUAGGUAUUAUAACAAGGACUCUAAAACUACUGUGUCGAUGAUAACCACUACUUUAGACUAUGGGAAUGAAUAUUUAGGGAAUACACCAAGAUUAGUAAUUACUCCGCUGACAGAUCGAUGUUACAGAACACUUAUGGGCGCAUUAAAAUUACACCUCGGCGGUGCUCAAGAAGGUCCAGCUGGUACUGGGAAAACCGAAACUACAAAAGACUUAGCCAAAGCAAUAGCCAAGCAAUGUAUCGUAUUUAAUUGUUCUAAAGGACUUGAUUUUAAAGCUAUGGGCAAAAUUUUUAUGGGAUUAGCACAAUCUGGAGCAUGGGCUUGUUUUGACGAAUUCAAUAGAAUUGAACUUGAAGUAUUGUCGGUUAUUGUUCAGCAAGUGUAUACUAUACAGAUGUCGGUAAAAGCUAAAAAGGAAAAGUUUAUAUUUGAAGGCAUCGAGUUGACAUUAAAUCCUACCUGUGCUAUUUUUAUAACUAUGAACCCAGGGUAUGCUGGAAGGCAUGAACUACCCGAUAACUUGAAAGUAUUAUUCCGUACAGUAGCUAUGAUGGUACCAGAUUAUACUAUGAUUGGAGAAAUAUCAUUAUAUUCUAUGGGUUUUAGUGAUGCCAAAAGUUUGGCUGAAAAAAUUAUAGAUAUAUAUAAGUUGUGUUCAGAACAAUUGUCAUCUCAAUCACAUUAUGAUUACGGGAUGAGGGCAGUAAAAUCAGUAUUAACAUCUGUAGAAAAUUUAAAAUUAAUGUAUCCCGAUAAAAAUGGAGAGGAAAUUAUAUUAAGAGCUAUAUACGAUGUUAAUAUGCCAAAAUUUUCAUCAGAGGAUAUACCACUUUUUAUUGAUAUAUGUGGAGAUUUGUUCCCCGGUGUUAAAAUAUUAAUGCUAGAAAGAGAAGAACUUAUAAAUAAAAUAAACAUUAACUUAAGAAAAAAGAAUUUACAAUGUACUCAAUGGUUCAUUGACAAAAUAUUACAAGUAUACGAAAUGCUGUUAGUCAGACACGGGCUUAUGAUUGUUGGUGAACCAUUAUCUGGAAAAACUUGUGCCUAUCAGAUUUUGGCAGAAUCGUUAAAUGAUUUACAACUCGACUGCAAAGCAAUAUUGAAAGAAUUUAAAACCACGUGUAAAAUUAUCAAUCCUAAAGCAAUUACAAUUGGUCAAUUGUAUGGAUCAUUUGAUGUAGUUUCGCACGAAUGGCAUGAUGGAGUCAUGGCAAUCGUGUUUCGAGAAUUUGCAAAUAGUGUAUCGAAUGAUCGUAAAUGGAUUGUAUUUGAUGGACCUGUUGAUGCAGUAUGGAUAGAAAAUAUGAAUACGGUUUUGGACGAUAACAAAAAGCUUUGUUUAAUGUCUGGAGAAAUUAUUCAGAUGAAUAAUAAAAUGAACAUGCUAUUUGAACCUGCUGAUCUAAAACAAGCUUCACCUGCCACGGUAUCACGCUGUGGUAUGAUUUACAUGGAACCAAAGCAGCUUAGUUGGAGAUCUUUUUGGCUUUCGUACCAACAGACUAUUUUUUCAAAACUUCUACCGGACCAACAAAUAAUGGUGAAUGAUUUAAUCGAAUGGUUGGUACCUGCCAUAUUUGUUUUUGUACAAAACCACUGUAGUUUAUUUUUAGCUACUUCUGAAAAUCAUAUGUUUAACUCUUUUACAAAGUUAAUGGAUUGCUUAAUUAAAGAAGAAACUGGAGUUGGAUUUUCAACCAUAUGGUUGGGAUGUAUAAUAAUUUUUAGUUUGAUCUGGAGUCUUGGUUCUUUAAUAAACGGUGAUAGUCGAAAUAAAUUUGACACAUUUUUACGGAAACUUCUACUUGGAAAUAAUGAUCAAUAUCAGAAACCAAUUACUUUUAAGUUGACAAAAACCCACCUUUUUCCAGAAAUAGGUACAGUUUAUGACUAUCUGUAUGAUAAAAAAAAUAAUGGCUGUUGGGUCUUAUGGUCUGAAAAAAUAGAUUUUAAAAGGAUCUCACCAGAUGCAAGGAUAAAUGAUUUGAUCAUUGAAACUGAGAAAACAGCUAAGCAGCAUUACUUUCUUCAAAUAUUAUUAAAAAACGAAAUUCCUUUACUGUUUGUUGGACCUACUGGUACUGGAAAAUCAGUUAUUGUAUUAGACUACUUAAAACAUUUGCCGAAAGAAAAAUAUUUAGCAAAUAUUUUAAACUUCUCAGCACAAACUGUAGCUAACACAGUGCAAGAUAUCAUCAUUUCUAAAUUGGACAAGCGAAGAAGAGGAGUUUUUGGGCCGUCUGUUGGUAAAAAAUGUAUGUUGUUUGUAGAUGAUUUAAGUAUGCCAUUACCUGAAAAAUAUGGUGCUCAACCACCAAUAGAAUUGUUAAGACAGUGGAUUGAUCAUGGUCAUUGGUAUGAUCUUCAAACUAAGUCAAGAAUAGAUAUGCUUGAUAUGUUAUUUAUUGGUGUACUUCAACCUCCUGGUGGGGGUUCAAAUCAAAUUACCGCUCGUUUUACUAGACAUAUGAAUGCAAUUGGUAUUAAUUCAUUCAAUCGAGAAACUAUGUCUAAAAUAUUUUCUCAAAUUAUUAAAUGGCAUUUUGAAAAAGGAUUUUCUGAAUCUAUCAUAUUACAAGGAAAUAAUGUUGUAGAAGCAAUACUAUUUGUAUACAAAGAAGCAUGCUCAACGUUCUUACCAACCCCUGCUAAAAUUCACUAUACUUUCAACCUACGAGAUUUUACCAGAGUUAUAAAAGGAAUAUUAUUGUUGACAGCAUCACAGUGUAAAACUCUAGAAAAAAUAUUCCGACUGUGGGUUCAUGAGACAUGGCGUGUAUUUGGUGACAGAUUAGUCUAUGACGACGACAGGAAUAAAUUAUUUGAAAUAAUGAAAACAGCUUCUUAUAGUUGUUUGAGACAAUCGAUGGACGUUUAUCUAAGUGAUUUAAUGCCAGUCGAAGAGAGCUCUUUAAAUACUGAUCAUUUACGAAACCUAUUUUAUGGCAACUACAUGGAUCCAGAUAGUAAUAAUAAAAUUUAUGACGAAGUUCAUAGUGAAAAACAACUAAUUCAACGAAUGGAUUAUUAUUUGAACGAAUACAAUACUAUGUCUAAAAAUCCAUUAGCAAUGGUUAUGUUUAAGUUUGCGAUUGAACAUGUGUCUCGUAUAAGUAGAGUCUUACAACAAAACAACGGUCAUUUGUUAUUAGUUGGAAUAGGUGGCAGUGGAAGACAAUCAGCUACAAAGUUGGCCACAUUUAUUUCCAAUUAUAAAAUAUUUCAAAUUGAAAUAAAAAGAAAUUAUGGCAAAAAUGAAUGGAAUGAUGAUAUGAAAAAAAUAUUAAGAUACGCUGGAUGCGAAGGAAAUCCAAUUACUUUUUUUUUAUCUGACAAUCAAAUUACAGAUGAAAGUUUUGUAGAAGAUAUAAAUAUGUUACUUAAUACUGGAGAUAUACCAAAUCUUUAUCAAUCUGAUGAACGAGUUGAUAUUUUAGAUAAAGUAUCCAAUAUUGCUCAAAGCCUUGGGAAAAAUGUAGAAACAACACCACUAGCACUAUACAAUUAUUUUAUAGAAAGAGUCAAAGAAAACCUUCAUCUUACUUUUGCUAUGUCACCAAUUGGUGAUAUAUUUAGAAACCGCUUGAGAAUGUUUCCUUCGUUCAUUAACUGCUGUACGAUUGACUGGUUUACUGUUUGGCCUGAAGACGCUCUUGAAAAAGUUGCGGAAUAUUAUUUAAAAGAUAUGUAUAUUCACAGUGACAUUGCAUCAUCUUGUGUAAUAGUUUGUAAAGAAUUUCAUUCGACAGCUAGAGAUGCUUCUUCCAGGUUUUAUUCAGCGUUAAAGAGGCAUAACUAUGUUACACCAACUUCUUAUUUAGAGUUAACCAAAACAUUUCAAAAUCUACAUAAAAAGAAAGUAGAUCAAAUUACAACUUUACGUAAUAGAUAUGAAACUGGUUUAAAAAAAUUAGACUUUGCUGCUGGCCAAGUAUCUGUUAUGCAGGAUCAAUUAACAGCUUUAAGGCCAAAACUUGUAGAAACUUCGUUGGCUACUGAAGCUCUAAUGGUUAAAAUUGAACAAGAUACAGUAAAAGUCGAAGCCAAAAAAGAAAUAGUGGGUGCUGAUGAAGCUCUUGCAAAUGAUGCUGCCGCAGCAUCACAGGCUAUCAAAGAUGAUUGUGAAAGUGAUUUAGCUGAAGCCAUACCGGCUCUUGAAGCAGCAGUUUCAGCUCUAAAUACUCUUAAACCUGCUGAUAUUACCGUAGUUAAAUCUAUGAAAAAUCCACCAUAUGGUGUUAAAUUGGUCCUAGAAGCAGUUUGUGUCAUGAAAGGAAUCAAAUCUGAACGUAAACCAGAUCCAAGUGGCUCUGGUCGAAUGAUUGAAGAUUUUUGGGGACCUUCGCAGAAGCUUAUUUCAGAUACUAAAUUUUUAGAAAGUUUAAUAACAUAUGACAAAGAUAAUAUAGAUCCUGCAAUUAUGAAACAUAUAAGAGAAAAGUAUAUUAAUGAUCCAGACUUCAAUCCGAUUAGUAUCAAAUCAGUUUCUAAUGCAUGUGAAGGCCUUUGUAAAUGGAUCCGAGCGUUGGAUGUUUAUGAUAAAGUAAUUAAAAUUGUUGGACCUAAAAAAGAAAAACUUCAGCAAGCGGAGACGGACUACGCUGUGCAAAUGGAAAAACUUAACGAAAAAAGAGCUGAACUUUCUGGGGUAUUGAGUAAGCUUCAAACACUGAGGGAUGAACUUGCAGAAAAAACAAAAGAGAAAAAAGAAUUGGAAGAUAAUAUUGACUUGUGUUCUCAAAAACUAACCAGAGCUGAACAAUUAAUUAGUGGUCUUAGCGGAGAAAAAUACAGAUGGAGUCAAGCGGCUCUUGAAUUGCAAUCAACUCUAGAUAACGCAAUUGGAGAUGUAUUAUUAUCGGCAGGCGUUGUUGCUUACCUUGGUGCAUUUACUGUUGACUUUAGAAAUGCACUUAUUGAGAAAUGGAACCAAAGGUGUUUGGAAAUGAAUAUUCCGUGUUCGAAACAGUUUUCAUUAAUUCAUACAUUAGGAGAACCAAUGCUAAUUCGAGAAUGGAAUCUAUAUGGACUUCCAGCUGAUAAUUUUUCAGUUGAAAAUGGAAUCAUUGUAUUUAGUGGUACGAGGUGGCCUCUAAUGAUUGAUCCCCAAGGUCAGGCAAAUAAAUGGAUAAAAACUAUGGAAAAUAAAAACAAUAUUUCUAUAGUUAAACUGUCAAAUCCAAAUUAUAUAUUUUCCAUACAAUCAGCAAUCGAACAUGGUUUACCGGUUCUUUUAGAAAAUGUACAAGAAGACAUAGAUGCUACUCUCGACCCGGUACUACUCAGAAAUAUCUACAAACAAGAUGGAAUUGAUUACUUAAGAUUUGGCGAUAAUUUGUUGGAAUAUAAUCAUUCGUUUAGACUUUACAUCACAACACGACUUCGAAACCCUCAUUAUUUACCAGACAUUUCUGUUAAAGUAACAUUACUAAAUUUUAUGAUCACGAAACAAGGACUGCAAGAUCAAUUGUUAGGAAUUGUUGUAGCUAAAGAGCGACCUCAGUUAGAAGAAAAGAAAAAUGAAUUAAUUGUUGAAAGUGCUAAUAAUAAUAAGCUACUUAAAGAAAUUGAAGACAAGAUAUUAUACGUUCUCUCUUCAUCCGAGGGAAAUAUUUUGGAGGAUGAAUCAGCAAUAAAAGUUUUAUCUUCAUCAAAAUCACUAUCAGCUGAUAUUGAAUUGAAGCAAGAAAUUGCUAUUGUAACUGAAAAAGAAAUUGAUGUAGCUCGUGAUGUUUAUAUUCCUGUAUCUAGCCACUCUUCGGUUUUAUUUUUCUGUAUCACUGAUCUAAAUAAUAUCGAUCCAAUGUAUCAAUAUUCAUUAUCUUGGUUUAUUAACUUAUAUUAUCAGUCAAUCGUACAAAGUGAAAAAUCGAAUGAUAUUAACGAAAGAAUAUAUAUAUUGAAUGAUUAUUUCACUUAUAACAUUUACCGAAACAUCUGUAGGUCUUUAUUUCAAAAAGAUAAAUUAAUUUUUUCAUUUAUUUUAACAAUUGGAAUUUUUCGGUCUAAGGGUCUACUAGACGAUGAAUUAUUUACAUUCUUCCUUACCGAAGGAGCUAGGAUAACUAAUGAACAUCCCAAUCCAGCUUCUAAAUGGUUAAGUGAUAAAUCAUGGGCUGAAAUUGUUCAAGCAUCUCAAUUGCCAAGAUUAAAUCAGUUCUACAAAUCAAUUAUUGAUUCAAAUAAUGAAUGGAACAUAUGGUAUAAUUCGAAUAAUCCACAAGACACACCUUUUCCAGAGCCUUUUGAAAAUAUCGAUGGCAUUGAAAAACUUGUAAUUAUAAAGUGUAUUCGUUUCGAUAAAGUGGUUCCAGCUAUUCAACAAUAUAUUGUUAAUUAUAUGGGACACAAAUACGUCGAACCACCAUCAUUUGACUUAGCGGACUCAUAUAAAGACUCAACAUGUUGUAGUCCAUUGAUUUUUAUAUUGUCAACUGGAAUGGAUCCAAUGUCGAGUUUGAUAAAAUUUUCUGAAGACAAAAAAAUUAGUCCGACAGAUUUUAUAACCAUAUCACUUGGUCAAGGACAAGGUCCAUUAGCUGCUAAAAUGAUAAAAUCUGGAAUAGAAACAGGUAAAUGGGUUGUAUUACAAAACUGUCAUUUGGCUGUUAGUUGGAUGAAAGAACUCGAUCGCAUUUGUGAUGAAGAUAUUAUACCCAGUCGUACACAUCAAUCGUUCCGUCUCUGGCUUACAAGUUAUCCAUCUGAUGAUUUCCCUGUAUCUAUACUACAGAAUGGAAUUAAAAUGAUAAACGAAGCUCCAAAAAGUCUUAGUGAAAAUUUAUUGCGUUCAUAUACAACUAACCCCAUUAAUGAUCCAAAUUUCUACCUCAGUUGUAAGAACCAUUUAGGUUUGGAAAAAUUACUAUUUUCACUAUGUUUUUUCCAUGGAAUCAUUCAAGAACGUCGAAAGUUUGGAUCACUUGGUUGGAAUAUUCUCUAUCAAUUUAACGACUUGGAUUUUCAAAUCAGCGUGAUGCAGUUAACUAUGUUUUUAAACGAUUAUGAUGAAAUUCCAUACGAAGCAUUACUUUAUUUAAUUGGUGAAUGUAAUUAUGGUGGUCGAGUGACUGACGAUAAGGAUAGACGUUUAUUGACAUCUCUACUGUCAAUUUUUUUCAACUCAAAUGUUACUAAUAAAGAUCCAUAUACAUUUUCGGAGAGUGGGCUGUAUUAUAUACCCAAAGACACUUCUCUUAAUGGGUGUUUAGAAUAUAUUAAAUCUUUACCCAUGAAUGAACCGGAAGUAUUCGGACUCCACCAAAAUGCUGACAUAACAAAAAAUAACUAUGAAACUAAUUUGUUCCUAUAUGGUACCAUUUUAACUCAAUCUCAAAUCACUGUGGGUGGUGGCGAUGAAGACGGAGAUGCAAAAACGACAGAGCUAGCUUGUAACAUUGCGAAAAAUAUACCAGAUUUAUUUGACAUAACUGAAGCAACAAAAAAAUAUCCAAUAAAGUAUGAACAAUCGAUGAAUACUGUUCUACAACAGGAAUUGAUACGUUUCAACAAAUUAUUGUCAGUUAUACAAAAAUCAUUAGCGGAAGUACAAAAAGGUAUUAAAGGUAUAGUUGUCAUGUCUUCUGAUUUAGAAGAAUUACAUACAAGUCUAAUCAUUGGACGAGUACCGGCAAAUUGGAUUAAUUAUUCAUACCCGUCUUUGAAACCAUUAGGUGGUUAUGUAGCAGAUUUAUUGCAAAGACUAAGAUUCUUACAAGACUGGCUAGAUAAUGGCAUGCCAGAAGUAUUUUGGCUUUCUGGUUUUUAUUUUACACAGUCUUUCUUAUCGGGUGUGUUACAAAAUUUUUCACGUAAAAACAAAAUACCUAUAAAUAAACUUGGAUUUGAGUUUGAUGUAACUAUAUGUGAAUCGAAAAUUGAAUUGGUGAACAAUCCUGAAUGGGAAGUCUAUUAUCGGGACAAAUUGGAUAUUGAAAAAUUCAGCGUUUUUGUAAAGGGUUUAUUUUUAGAAGGAGCUAGAUGGGAUCGAGAAUUACAAAUAUUGAAUGAGUCUUAUCCAAGGAUUCUUUUCGAUACUCUUCCAAUAAUUUGUUUCAAACCAGGAAUUAAAUCGCAGUUUGAGAAGAAAUCGUAUUAUGACGCUCCAAUCUACAAGACGAGUGCUCGCCAAGGUGCUCUUUCGACUACAGGCCAUUCGACUAAUUUUGUGAUGUUUAUGGACUUCUUAAUUGAUCGACCAAAAGAUCAUUGGAUUAAACGAGGAACCGCAUGCUUGUGUCAAUUAGACAAUUAAAUACUUACAAAAUAAUUGUAUUAAUAUAUAUAUAUAUAUUUUUUUUUUGCUAUCCUAUAAAUUUUCUGGUCCAUCUUCAAAUGAUAACUUUUUAUUCCUUUGAAUUCUAUUGGUACAUCCCCAAGCACUGCUUUAAACAAUUUUUUAGAUACACAAGAAAAUGUGUCAUCAUAUAAUAAUUUUUAGUUUUAAAAGUUAAGACGUUGUUUGCUACUGCUAAAUAUAGAUAACAAUGUUCUGUAUCGUAAUCUUAAAAGUAGGUAAUUUCAUUUUUUUUCUAAUACCAAUUUAAGGUAACAAAUUUGAGGAAUAUAAGUACAUUCC